GUGGGCGAAGAUCUUGCCCAGUGGCAGUCAGCCCUGGCCAAAGCGCUGGCUGCUUUCCCGGCAGCUGCGGGACGUUUGCGUCAGGUAAAGCAGGAAGGCCAGCAGAGAUGGAAGAUCUUCUUGAACAAUGCGGGGGUUCCCUUUACGAUGGCUUCGGUGCCGCCCUGCGGCUUGCCGGGAACCGAGGUGUUGCAGCUAGCAUGCCAAGACGAUCAAUGUGGUUUCUUCGAUGUUGGUGAAGCUGAUGGAGAAGAAGAGCCCCUUCUGCGAGUCAAGCUCAUCCAUGAAGAGGGCACUGCACGAGGUCUUUUGGGCGUUUCCUUCAACCAUGUGCUUUGCGACAUAUUUGGCUUGGCCGAGUUCCUCCGAAGGAUGUACGCUGAGCUGGAGGGUGCCCAGUCGCCAGCUGUGCCCAGCCAUUCGCGAGCUGCGGCACAAAAGGCUUUUGAGGAGACACUCGUUGAAGAGAACUCUGAGGCUGCGAGCUUCGAAGAAUGGUGGCCAUCCUGGCCACGCGCACAGGAGCGAUGGUCCUUCGUGGCACGCAGGCUGCGGAGUGGUCUCCGUGGCCGCCCGGACGGCGCUGCCACCCUGGCCUUCGCUGCGCCGAAGGCAAAACUUGCAGCACUGAAGGCGAGGGUCGGAGGUUCCUCUUCCUCACUGGAGGUUUUAGUCGCUUUCCUAGCACAGCGUGCACGACGCUUGGGUCGGGGACGGCGAGUCCUGGUCACCAAGGACUACCGGGCAGCGCUCGAGGAAGCUGCACCCGGCCAAGGGUUGGACCGUCUCUUUGCCAAUGUGGUCACGCACGGUCUUUCAUUCGAGGUUCCCGAGGAUCCAGACGAACCCGACUGGAUGCAACAGGUUGGCCAUUCCAUGCGCCGAGCUGCCGACGCGGCAUCACUUCGCAACUUGGAUCUGUCAUGA
This is a messenger RNA of Symbiodinium necroappetens, 927 nucleotides long. Lineage: Eukaryota; Dinophyceae; Suessiales; Symbiodiniaceae. The record is from the annotation of a GenBank genome assembly.